Messenger RNA from Diplodia corticola, 1728 nucleotides. RefSeq names its product transcription initiation factor tfiid subunit 7. The record is from RefSeq and is a predicted model, not a curated record. Gene Ontology annotation, molecular function: RNA polymerase II general transcription initiation factor activity. The coding region runs from base 1 to 1728 and encodes 575 amino acids. NCBI's taxonomy places the organism in Eukaryota, Fungi, Ascomycota, Dothideomycetes, Botryosphaeriales, Botryosphaeriaceae. The transcript has a single exon. Gene Ontology annotation, cellular component: transcription factor TFIID complex. Gene Ontology annotation, biological process: transcription initiation at RNA polymerase II promoter; RNA polymerase II preinitiation complex assembly.
AUGUCGUCCUCCAACCCGUCCAAGCCGUCCAAACCGCCCGUUAUGAAACUCAAAUUCGGCGCACCCAAGCCCGAAGCUUCCACUCCUUCGCCCGCCACACCCAGCGGCAGUGGCCUCAAGCUCAGCUUCAAGCCCAAGUCCAAUGCGAACACACCCGUCUCGGAAACCGCUCCGAAGCUGCCGGCCCCUGCUGGACAGGCUUCGCCGGAGCAGCAGAAGAAGCGCAAGAACCCCAAGAAGGAGAAGGCCGGUGCGGGCCCCAGCGCCGCCUCCGCAGCGGGCCCUGCCGCCGCCUCCAAGCCGGCGAAAAAGCGCGCGCGCGAAGAUGACGGCGGAGGCGCAGCCCUGUCGAAGAAAUCGAAGCCUACGCUGUCCCUCAAGACGUCCGGAACCCACGCGCCACCUGCCCACGGGCGGACUCAUUCGAUCUCCCUCAAACUAAAGUCAGCCGCCCCGAAGACGCCCACGGUUCAGAGGAUCAAGGUGAAGCAUGUGGGCAAGAUACCGAAGCGCGAGUAUGGUGUGGGAUACGACAGCGAGGCGGACGACGCGGAGCCCGACCCAGUAAUCGAGUCGCAGUUCGUUCUACGUAUGGCGCCUGGUCCCGAUUGCGAUUACAUGCAGAAGGCGAUUGCCGAGAAGAGGGUAGGCUUGUCUCCAAAGGAGGGCGGCGCCGACAUUCACUUCCGCUUCUUCGACCGGGAUGGCCGACGCUCCUGCAUCACGAUCCAAGGCCACCACUAUGCGGCAUGCAUGGUGGACCUCCCGUGCAUCAUCGAAGGCAUGAAGAGCUGGGAGAAGAAGAGCGGCUGGUACAAGACGGCGGACAUAUGCCAGAUGCUUCUCGUCCACACCAAGGUCGACACCCCGGAGCAGGCCAAGGACGCCGCGCUGCCCAAAGAAGUCGACGACAAGACAUGGCAGUACCCCCACGGCCUGACGCCGCCGAUGCACUACGUCCGCAAGCGCCGCUUCCGCAAGCGCGUCAGCACCCGCACCAUCGAAGCCGUCGAGGAGGAGGUCGAGCGCCUGCUCGAGGCGGACGACAAGGCGUCCAAGGCGGGCGGCAGCGCCUCGUACGACCUCAUCGACCCGAACCGCCAGGAGCGCGACGAGGCCGGGUCGAUGGUCGGCGACGAGGACAUGGCCGACGCCAUGGACGCCGAGGGCUACCUCGACGCCGAGGGCGAGGAGGAGGUCGACGCCGAGGAGAUGGAGCGCAUGCUCGCCAUGUCCAUGGACGAGGACCAGCCCAUCACCAGCAUCGAGGGCCCCACGCCCGGCAGCGCCUUCGACGCCCACGCCGUCGCCCAGCACGCGCUCAACUCGUCGGCGGGAGGCGGCGAGCUGUCGGCCAUCACCAUCGCAUCCGGCGGCGGCGGCGGCAACGCCAUGGUCGUCGGCUCGCCCGUCGCCGAGACGCCCGGCGCCACGCCCGGCGCGUCGGCCUCGGCCGAGCCGGAGACGGAGCAGGACGAGGAGGACGACGACGAGGAUGACGACGACGACGACGACAUCGACGAGGCGGCGCAGCAGGCGCAGGAGAUGAAGGCGCAGCUGCGCGAGGAGGUGGCGGACCUCCAGCGCGAGGUCGAGAGCGCGCGCCAGCAGAUGGAGCGCCAGAACAAUCCGUUGCUGAAGCAGAGGCUGGCGGCCAAGUUCAGGAGCUUGCAGAGCGACCUGGAACUGAAGAAGGCGAGCUUGGGCGACGAUGAUGAUGAGGAGUAA